AUGUUCGGCUCCCUGCGGCGCAGCAGCAGCAGCAGACUGGACCUGCAGAACCUCACCAGGGUGACGGUCCAGCGCAGCCUGGAGGAUGCUGAGGAGGCAGAGCGUCAGCGCCGGAGACGAGACAGGGAGAAGCUGAGAGGAGCAGGAGGUCCAUCCUGCACAGAGACCCCCGAACACAACAUGGCCCGGGACGAGCAGCAGAAGCCGAGCUGCCGGCCGGUCCUAGAGGAGGACGAGGGUUUCAGCGACUGGAGCCACAGGCUGGAGAACCGGGAACAGCUGAGGGUCCAGGAGGCCUGCAGGGCCAGGGAGAGAAGACCCGCCACUCCUCGAUGGAAAUCUGAGCCUGGAGAGAAGGAGGAGGAGGAGGAGGAGGAGGAGCAAUGGGAGCCUGAACCAAUCAGCCGAGCCCAGGAGGCUCCAGCUGGACGGACAGGAGAGAUGUGCAGCAGGAAACAGGAAGUGAAGGCGUCGUACAGCUCCACGGUCUUCAUGAUGCAGGACAGCAGCAGCCAAUCAGCUGACAGGACGUCCUACCUGGUGGCCGGGACCAUCCGAGCACGAUCAGGGCUGAAGGAGCAAAAACAGAGGAGGAGCCGGGAGGAGAACCAGAGGAGAACCGGGGAGGAGAGCCAGGGGAGGAGCCGGGAGGAGAACCAAGGGUGGAGCUUGGAGGAGAACCAGAGGAGAACCAGGGAGGAAAGCCAGAGGAGGAGCUUGGAGGAGGAGAACCAGAGGAGGAGCAGGGAGGAGAACCAGUGGAGGAGCACAGAGGAAAACCAGAGACGGAGCGGAGAGGAUAACCAGAGGAUAACCAAGGAAGAGAAUCAGAGGAGGAGCAAGGAGGAGAACCAGAGGAGAACCAGAGAAGAGAAUCAGAGGAGGAGCAAGGAGGAGAACCAGAGGAGGAGCUUGGAGGAGGAGAACCAGAGGAGGAGCUUGGAGGAGGAGAGGAGAAGAUCUUGUGUGUCUCUGUCCAGCGGCGAGGGCGAGGAGGCGUCGCACGGCUACGGUCCAAUGAGCCCGACAUUCAAGAAACUCCUGAUCCAGUUUUACCCCGAGGAGCUGGACAGCAGAGUGGAUGCUUCCUACAAGAUCACAGAGAGAGCCGAGUCUCUGAGGAGGAGCCUGAACGUCACGAAGAAGAGCCCGCCGCCGCCGCCACCGCCGGCCGUGUGCACGCUGGACAGCCGGCUGGAGCGCUACACACACGCCGCCCAGAUCUCCUGCAGUGAAGUCAAAGCGGGCAGAGCAGCAGACCUGCCGAGCCCCGCCGAGCCCGUGGCCUCCAGGAGGAACCUGUUUGAGUCCUGGAGCCGGAGCCCCGUCAGCCUGAACCCAGCCAAGGACACAGAGGCUCUGAAAGUGGGCGUGGCCGAGCUCGUCAGCCAAUGGGUGAGAGGCGGUGCAGACGGGAGCCGAGACGCUGCGACCACACCGGCGGGCAGCUCCUCUGGUAAAAGAUAUAAAUUUAUGGUGACGGGUCACGGCAAGUAUGAGAAGAUCUCUGUGGAUGACGAUGAUGAAAACACAACCUGCCACUCAGGAUCUGAUAAAUGGUUUGUUGAUGUGGAAAAUGUGGAGGAAUGUGUGAACGUCUCCAAAUAG
Myripristis murdjan (pinecone soldierfish) is the source of this 1608-nucleotide messenger RNA. RefSeq names its product lymphocyte-specific protein 1-like. The transcript is spliced from 14 exons. Gene Ontology annotation, biological process: signal transduction. Lineage: Eukaryota; Metazoa; Chordata; Actinopteri; Holocentriformes; Holocentridae. Bases 1 to 1608 code for a protein of 535 amino acids. Gene Ontology annotation, molecular function: actin binding. The record is from RefSeq and is a predicted model, not a curated record.